Haliotis rufescens (red abalone) is the source of this 1636-nucleotide messenger RNA. RefSeq lists its product as uncharacterized. The transcript has 12 exons. The record is from RefSeq and is a predicted model, not a curated record. Bases 71 to 1564 code for a protein of 497 amino acids. NCBI's taxonomy places the organism in Eukaryota, Metazoa, Mollusca, Gastropoda, Lepetellida, Haliotidae.
GUCACAUGAAGGUGACCUUUAUGAAGCUAUUGACCUUCAUGAAUUAAAGAAGACGCGUUGCGGCUAAAGCAUGGCGGCAUCCAGUGCAGGCAUGUUGUGGUUGAUGUUGGCUGCGUUCUUUAUCAUCGACGUUACUGAUGGAGCAGAUACACCGGACAAGUUCAAGUGCCCGGAGGGCUGGAUGCUGGGGCUUGAGUCCUGCUACAAGUGGGGCACCAGCCAGAUGACGUUCUCGAGAGCCCAGGAUCAAUGUCGUCAGUCGGGUGCCACAGUCAGACUCAUCACGAACAAGGAAGAGAACCAACUCUUCUCCGUGUCCGACACUGGAGGUACCUACUGGCUCGGCAUCGUGAAAUCCUUCAAUCAGAAAUGGGGAUAUCAGACAAAUGGAACAACCACGUACCUGACGUACACGAAAUUCACCCAAAACAUCCACAACUAUAACUAUGGAAUGUCUUGUGCAGUAUGGCAAUCUCAAACGCAAAUGUGGUUGGAGGAGGCUUGCACUAACCGGCAUCUGUUCAUCUGUCAGAAGCCUCCAGACUGUGUCCCUGGUCGUUUUGGAGAGAACUGUGCCCGCCAGUGUCACUGCAAAGGGCAUAUCUGCGACGCCACUUCCGGUCUCUGUAAAUAUGGCUGCCAGAUAGGAUGGACGGGGGAGUCUUGUGAUACAGAAAAAAAGAAAGCCGAAGCCAAGUUCUACUGCUUCAAGAUCCAAGCACGUAAUGUGAUGAUGUUUCGUGUAGAUCAAAGGGGGACGGUCUACCGGGAUGUGUCUGCCAUAGAUGAGUAUGGGGACACUGUUGACACUUGUAGCCGAACCGUGUAUGACCACUUCGAGACUGGAGGGACGGGGACGCUGAAGGUGACGCAAACUUUCAACAACAGUUUCACGCCUAAUUGUGGAGGAAACGAGGUGUCGAAUGAGGUUCACUCCUGGAGGUUCAGAUUCAGGGAGUAUCCUGGCACCUCCUCCGCCUACGACAUCAUGUUUGAGGUGAAGUGCGACUUUACUAACGCCAACUCCUUGGAGAUUUCCACGGCCUACAACACUGACAAACCUGCCAACAAGUCAAUAUUACUCACCGAAAGCACGGUGUCCGUGAGUCUGGACAUCAUCGACCCCGUCGAUAACCUCUCUAUAGCCGCAGCAAAACUGGGCCAGCAAGUCCGUCUCCAGAUGAAGCUGAACAACGUCGAUGAGUCCGGCGUGAACGCUAUCUCUCCAUACAACUGCUCUAUCGGGACACUGGACCACAGACACAACACCAUCUUCAUUGACGAACACGGAUGUUCUCCCAGAGAUGCCCAGAUUGUCUUCCGGAAUACCGACGUCACAACAUGGCGCAGCGAGAUGUUCGAAACAUUCGCCUUUCCCGGUUAUGAUAAACUGUUCUUCCGGUGCCAGUACCAAGUGUGCUUCACAGAGGACCAACACUACUGCAGGGAUAUGUGUAGUCACUCCAGGACGAGUAACCACAGACAACCCCAUAAGAGAAGUGUGAUCUUCAACCACAUGGAUGAAGAGAAACCGGCAAAGCUGACCACCUUGGAAAUUGUCUAAUUGUAGUGCUUAAUUGUUCGCGUUGCUGUGAGACCGCGUUGUCCUCAAAACUGCAAUAAAUCAUUAACCAGA